Phycodurus eques (leafy seadragon) is the source of this 1996-nucleotide messenger RNA. RefSeq lists its product as uncharacterized. The transcript has 5 exons. NCBI's taxonomy places the organism in Eukaryota, Metazoa, Chordata, Actinopteri, Syngnathiformes, Syngnathidae. Bases 131 to 829 code for a protein of 232 amino acids. The record is from RefSeq and is a predicted model, not a curated record.
CCGGCGGGUUGGCAGAGAAGCCAAGGAGCCAAGAAGCUGUCAAGCCGAGAGACCACUUGUUGUUGCCGAGCAGCGAGCGGCGGUCGUCGGCUUGGUCUUCAUCGCCUCUCUGCUGCCUCCAGGAAUUUGAAUGUCUGCGUUACCGUCGUCUCCAUGGCCAUGUCGAUGCAUCAUCAUCAUUCUCUUGACCUCCUUACCACGCCUGUUUGCAGGUCGACUGAGUAACUGCACGCACCCCCUGGUGCCCGAGCAUGGUGGCUUCCGCUGUGAGCCGUCCCCCUGUCGAGGUUUCCUGCACAAGACCUCCGUGCACCUGUUCUGUGAGGAUGGCUAUCGCGCACCCAAGUCUCCCGUCUCCUGGUGCCAUCACGGCGCUUGGAAGCCGCCCAUACCCACCUGCGUCCGCAUCAAAGGGGGUGCGGGCAUUAACGCCAACACUGGGGCAGACUUUGCCAUGCCCAACAUGGCCACCACGGCUGUGGGCGUGUCCAUAUUUCUGCUCACCACCACCGCCUGCCUGGUGGUCAAGUCCCGCCUCUGCCCCUGUCAAUCACAUAGGCGUCGGUCCUCGGAUCAGCUGGACCUGAUGAAUGAGGGACUUCCCGUGUCGCUGCCCUCCUACGAGGAGGCGGUCUACGGCAGCUGGGGUCAGCCCCUCCCGCCCUGCCGGUCUCCCCCGCCGGGACCCACCCACCUCCUGCUGGCCCGGGAGCCACCCGGCGACCAAUCCUGCUCUGAAAAUCCCCCGCCCCCUUACGAGGAGGUCCAAUCACGAAGGAACGACAACCGACGGCUCCGCGUUUCUCUGUUGGACGACAAAGCUGUUUAAAGGACAAACUGUGAGAAGAUUUUUGAUUGACAGCUGACGGAUGUGACAACUUGGCACUUUUUUUUCUUUUUUUGGUCGGACGCAGCGGGCUGGCAUCCAGACCAAAGCUGAUUGGCCAGUUUGCACACAUCUGACUUACUGUAUGUUAUAUUGUACACGUGUGUGUGUGUGUGUGUGUGCAAUCACACGCUGUUAUAGAAACAAGUGUGUUGUCAUGGCAACCAACCAUCUCCAGCCAGGUUUUAUGAUGCUAUUUUGGACAAUUUAUUAAUAUUGUUGGACUCUUGUGAAGAUGAUGUACAGUGGAAGCUGUCCGGUCCAAUAUGAAAUGGGGAUUAAAAUAACCCUGGCUUGAAACCCUAACCCAGAUUUGCAAACAUAAUUAGAACCUCCAACCAAGCCUUGAAAUCUUUAUUUGAAACCCUGUGUUAAAGCCCUGCUUUGAAACCUUAACUUGAAACCCUAGUUUGAAACCUCAGGUUCAACUGUACUCCAUCCAUCCAUUUUCUGUACUGCUUUUCCUCACUAGGGUUGCGGGCGUGCUGGAGCCUAUCCCAGCUAUCUUCGGGCGAGAGGCAGGGUCGGGGCCGGUAUUUGAACCCUGGUCCUCAGAACUGUGAGGCAUGUGCUAACCAGUCGUCCACCGUGCCACCUUCACUGUUACUCAUGAAGAGAUUUUAAGAUUGGUUCGCAUAUCUGCCUCACAGUUCUGAGGACCGGGGUUCAAAUCCCGGCCCCGCCUGUGUAGAGUUUGCAUGUUCUCCCCUGUGCCUGUGUGGGUUUUCUCCGGGAACUCCGGUUUCCUCCCACAUCCCAAAAACAUGCAUGGUGAGUGUGAAUGGUUGUGUGUUUAUAUGUGCCCUGCGAUCGGCCGGCGACCGGUUCAGGGUGUACCCCUCCUCCCGCCCGAAGAUACCUGGGAUAGGCUCCAGCACCCCGCGACCCUGGUGAGGAUAAGCGGUAAAAGAAAAUGGAUGGAUGGACAAAAGUGAUCCAGUCUCCUUUCUGCUUGACCUAACAGCCGAACAGGACCCAAAGAAAAAAACACAUUUAUAUGAAGUAGAUGAACUUGCACAAUGAAUGUAUUUUAUUUUUUUCUAAUGAAUGCCAUGCUGUAAAUAAGAUUGACAUGAUUGAUAUGAUAUCAUUACAGUUGUGUUUGUUGUA